Molecule: messenger RNA, 2264 nt
Organism: Dicrocoelium dendriticum
Lineage: Eukaryota; Metazoa; Platyhelminthes; Trematoda; Plagiorchiida; Dicrocoeliidae
Source: the annotation of a GenBank genome assembly
GUGAAUAAUUUGAUAUCUGAAAGUAUACUUUGGAUCAGCGGAUUUAGAGGUCGCAGGCAGACCUUUGCCCUAACCCAGUAAUUACCGGAAUGCUUGGUUUUCACAACUGCGAAUUCUGCCAUUAUGAAUCAGGUAGCGCCAUGUAGUGAAAUUACAACGUCCCUCGAAUCUGAUGUCCCGGAAUUGACGCGUGCGAUCAAAAUAAUUGAAUCUGCUAAACAGCAUGCGCAUGAAAGAUUGAUUCUGAGUAGCUUGAAGCUGUUCACGGUUCCACGGGAGAUACUGGAGCUGCGACACCUAAAGAAAGUGGUUUUGUCCCAAAACCGUUUAAUCGAACUACCAAAUGAUUUCUUCUCUGUGUUAACGCAUUUAUCUUGGCUGGACCUGCGCUCUAACUUGCUAACACAAAUUCCAGCAUCAAUCAGAAAGAUGGUCCAUUUGGAAGUGUUGCUAAUCGACGACAAUAGAAUAGCUGUUCUUCCUUUUGAAAUGGGCCUCUUAAGAAAACUUAGAGCAUUGCAUACGCGCAAUAACCCAAUAGAUUUCCCACCCAGUAUGAUAUUAGAGUCUGGGCUAGAAAAUAUUUUGCGAUUUCUCAAAGCGUGUUACAUCUCAAGAACACAAGCGAAUACGCAAAAAGGUCGAAAAAUGUAUCAGAAGGUGCUAGCGGGCCGAGUAAACCCAGUGCUGGAUUCAAAUAACUCUUGGGAUUCAAACGGACAUUUGGUUCAUGAGCCACCGGACAGCGAUGAGUCUGUAGUUGGGAGUUCUGAGAAAUCACCCAUUUGUUUAACUGAACAGCUAGUCAAGGUAGACACCGAUGUCAACCAUACGGAAAGAAAUUCCGACAGCGGAAUUGGCUCAUGCACCCCAGAAGCAGAGUUUGCCAAUGAACCUUCAACUUCUGACAGUCACGAAAAGCUUAAAAGGCCAUCUACAGUAUUAAAUUCUAUUGCGACUAUGAAUUAUAUCCCUGAUGCCGUGGACAUUUUCGAUCUCUCCAAUGAACUGACUAAUAAGUUGACGUGCGUUGGUUCGGGAGAAAAUCACAGCUCAAAAAGCCUUUCAACCAGCCAGCCCCCUUCGUGGAUAAAAUCCAAAGCAUACAAAAAAAUUGAACGCUUACAUCUUCAGAACAAAACAGAUGUCCGAAAGUUAUCAGGCGCGUUCACCAAGUUUGUCAAGCAGUCUGCCAGGCACGAUGCGCUGCUUCCUGAAAUUCCACCUCAGCCUUCAAUGCGGAGAAUUCGAUCCAUCCACUCACGUGAGCAACGGAUGAAGUCUCGAAAAGCUGAAUUAAUUCUCCAAGAAAAGAGACUACAAAAACUCAGGGAUGAAGAAAGCGUGCGCAGAUGGCGAGACGAAUAUAGAAAGAAACGAGAUGAAAAAUUGCUGGAAUAUUUGGGAAAAACCGGCGAUUACAUAAAAGACGAGGCCAAUUGGCGUAUCAAGUCUGCUCCCUUCGAUGUAAACAGGGAAGACUUGAAAAUGCUCGGUGCAGCGGAACUACAUGCAGCCAAGCAGAGGCAGAUCAGAGUCUCGCCCAAACCUUGCUGCUUGGAUGCCAAUACCGUGUUGAAACUAGAACUAAUCAGCGCUAAACGUGACCGGUUGCUGACGCAGGAAGUUAACCGGCUUGUCGAAGAAGUCACAAGACGAUACCAACAACCUUUGCCAACCAAUCAAGGAGCUCUACACAAGGAGAUGCUUAGUGCCAAACACGAUCUAGACCUGGAGCUCGCCACAAUAUUUGACUCCGACAAGGAAUAUCAACGCUGAGGCCGUGGCUAUCAAUCCAAACCGCCCAGACCUUUGUGUUCAACACAGCUGAUUGUCACAUGCAAACUUCACUGGGGACCAUGACACAUGUUCCACGGAUGCAAGGAUUCUACGAAAUGUGGAUCCAGUGCCAUUGCAAGGCUAUUCGGCUGUAUGCGCAGGUGAAGUACAGGCUGGAAACUUUGGAACACUUUCACGGGUCAAACAGCCGAGAUGCACAGUGGUAGUUGGUAUACGGGACGCUCAAUCCUUACGAUGUACAAACUCUUAAUUUACGAACUGUGUCAAUUUAUCCUAGUUCUAUUUGCCACAGUAGGCCUUUCUCUUUUAUGUACAACUAUAUGUGUGCACGCAUAACACCCGUGAGGUUUCGAGAACGCAUAACCAGGAUUUACUUCUUCUCAUGUAUUGCACGGCGUUUAAUGUAUGUCUGAACAUGGCAAAGAUUAAUGAGAAAAUAAGGAUGCACACGAUAUUCCGACGGG